This is a messenger RNA of Morus notabilis, 1191 nucleotides long. RefSeq lists its product as uncharacterized. The record is from RefSeq and is a predicted model, not a curated record. NCBI's taxonomy places the organism in Eukaryota, Viridiplantae, Streptophyta, Magnoliopsida, Rosales, Moraceae. The coding region runs from base 1 to 1191 and encodes 396 amino acids. The transcript has 2 exons.
AUGGAUAUAACAGAUAGAGAGGCCUUGAUGGGGGCCUUAUCUAGCAUGAAGAAAAUUACCCCGUUCAAAAGAGAGCUAAACCAAAAACCUCCGUCCAGCUACAGGGAGUUUUUGGCGCGAGCGCAAGGGUACAUCAACGCCGAAGAGGCGGACGCAAACGACCCCGAGCACCGGACCAACAAGAAUAAAGGAACCGAACAAGGGUCAGCGCCUGCGAAGCAGGAUGGGAAGAAGCGUCGAGGUGGAGGAAACGGAGACAAGCAGCCCACCGCGAUGACAAACGCUCCGGAAGCCAAGAAGCCGAGGUUCCACGGCGAUGUCGGCCACCACACCAAUGAUUGCGCCGACCUCAAGGACGAAAUCAAAAGAGUGAUCCGCGAGGGAAGGUUACAAGAAUUCAGGGCCGAACGAAGACCUCGAAAUGACGGCCAUGGUGGGCAGAAUGACGGUCGAUGCAGAGAGGAGAACCAGCGCCUAAAGGAUCGCGAACCCGUCGGCAUCAUACGGACUGUCCUCGGCGGUCCCUAUAUAGGAGGAGACUUAAAGAGGUCUCAGAAGGACUACGUCCGCGAGGCCAGGGGGGUUUAUCAGGAGCGAUUCUGGAGUGUCUCCGCUACAAAAACCCCAAGGUACAGCCACACCGACGUGGCCUUUAACGAGGAUGACGCUAGUGGGGUUCAUUUCCCCCACAACGAUGCCUUGGUGGUGGAGGCCAUGAUAGGAAACCACACCGUGUGCAGAAUACUGGUGGACAAUGGGAGCUCGGUGGACCUCCUAUACUCCGAUUACUUGGAGAAAAUGGGGAUCCAAAAGGAACAAUUGGAGAAAACCUCCAGGCCGCUAUAUGGUUUCACUAGUGACUCCGUCAUCCCUCAAGGGACCAUCUGGCUACCCAUAACCGCCGGAGAGAAACCUCGACAGGCAACCACAAUGGCCAAUUUCGUGGUCAUAAAAGGAAGCUCCCAGUACAACGCGGUAAUCGGGAGACCAACCCUUCAAGCAUUAAGGGCAAUAACCUCCGUCUACCACCAAAAGGUCAAGUUCCCCACCCUAAAUGGCGUAGGAAAAAUGAAGAGCAACCAGUAUGAAGCUAUGGUUGCAUACUCUGACGCCCUGCGCGGAUAUGACCAACCAGGAAGACAGGAGACAAGGGUGGUUCACCAGGGCCUUGUCAAGGACAUAGACCCCUGA